Molecule: messenger RNA, 5775 nt
Organism: Epinephelus moara (kelp grouper)
Lineage: Eukaryota; Metazoa; Chordata; Actinopteri; Perciformes; Serranidae
Product: insulin-like growth factor-binding protein complex acid labile subunit
Exons: 3
Coding region: 60-2153 (697 amino acids)
Molecular function (GO): protein binding
Source: RefSeq, a predicted model, not a curated record
GUAUCCUGCAACGAAACACAACUUCAAGCACUGCCUUCUCAUCAGUGCUGUAGCUGACCAUGUUGGCAGUUUUAACUCUGGCCUCCCUGAGCCUCAUGGUGUGGGCGUCUGACCUCUGCCCCCCAGCCUGCCAAUGUGAAAAACACCUGACCAGUAUUGGUUGUCAGGGGAGAGGACUGGACCAGAUCCCUGAGCUGCCAGAGGUCACAGAGAAGCUCUACGUCUCAUACAACGAGAUACAGGAAAUACCUACGCGUGGGCUGGAGAAGCUGCAGGUCCUGGAUCUGACUAAGAACCAGCUGAAUGUCUUCCUAUCCCUCAACCCAGUUUGGCCCAAUAUGACAAACCUGUCUAAGCUCUUCCUACGCAACAAUGGACUGAAGUCUCUGCACCCUGGUCAGUUCCUAGAGUGCCCUGCUCUCACCUUACUGGACCUGAGCGAGAACCAGAUUGAAUAUUUACCGAACGGAUUCCUCCAUGGAUUAGGUAAUCUGAAGACACUGUAUUUGCACUUUAACCAGAUUCAAAUGUUACAGGUUGGUGGCUUGGAAGGAGCCGUCGCCCUCGCUGACCUCAAUCUUAGCCAUAAUAAUAUAACAAAGAUAGAGGAAGGUGUGUUCAACAACUCCUCUGUGCUCAAGAAACUUGUUCUGUCCAGAAACCGAAUCACAAGUGUGGAUGAGGCCUGCUUCAGAGGAGCGACAGGUCUCCAACAACUGGACCUGAGUGGCAACAUGCUGAUCACUGUUCCAACUGAGGCACUGAAGGAUGUAAACAGGCUCAUGUAUGUGUAUCUACAGAUGAACAGUAUCAUCAGCCUUCCAGAGGAUUGCUUCUCCUCAUUGGCCCUGCUGGUUUAUCUGGACUUGAGCAACAACAAACUGACCACUCUGUCUGAGGGUUCACUAAGAGGCCUGACCAUGUUGCGAGAGCUGGGCCUCAGUACCAACCUCAUAGAUUCUCUUCCUUCUAAAGUUUUCAACGACUUGAUCAGCCUUGAAUUACUUGAUUUAUACAGGAACAAACUGACAUCCCUUCCUCUGGACAUAUUCAGGAACUUGAACAACCUACAAGAACUGCAGCUGGACAACAAUCAGAUCUUUGCCUUACCAGUUGGGGGGUUUGAUCCGCUGUCCAGACUCAAAGAGCUACAUCUGUCAAACAACCGCAUCCUGAAGCUCCAAGACUCUCUGUUCAACAAGCUCAAGUCCCUGCAGAACCUGUACUUGGAGAACAAUGCUCUGAAACACCUUCCUAAAGGCCUUUUCCACAAGAUGAGGGUCCUCAAGGAGAUACACCUGAAUGACAACCACAUCAGGUCUCUGCAUCCCUCAGUCUUCCAUGGUCUGGUGAGGGCUCAUUCGCUGAUACUCUCUCGCAAUCAUCUCACCUAUUUACACCCGGACCAGUUCAGAGAACUUAUCGCUCUAAAAGAAUUAAAACUAGAUGAAAAUCACAUCGGCAGUCUUUCAACAAGCCUGUUCAUGAAUCUAACUCAUCUUGUUGCACUGGAUCUGAAUCAUAACCACAUCUUAAAGCUGUCUCCUGAUGACUUUGUAGGGUUGACCCACCUUAAAGAGCUCAAGCUGAGCUGCAAUCAGCUUAAUGACAUCCCAUUCAACACCUUCUACCCCCUCAACAGCCUCCGCAGGCUUCUGCUAAAGAACAACAGCCUGAAUAAUUUACACCUUCAGCUUUUUGCCCGACUUUCAAAUCUAACAGAACUCAACUUGGAUGAAAACAAGCUGGAUCACCUGCAGCCUGAUGUAUUUCAAGGGCUAACAAACCUCCAGAAAUUGAGUUUGAAGUCCAACCAACUCAGAUCAGUGGAGAAUGGGACUUUGGAGCCACUAAAAAGCCUUAAUGCUGUCUGUCUGUCAGGUAAUUUGUGGGACUGUUCCUGUGCACACAUUUUCUACAUCAGCAGCUGGGUAAACAUGCACAAAGACAAGCUCAGAGACCAGCCCGUCUGCUUCUUUUCCUCUUCUUCGUCACCCUUUACUGAGGAUACACCACUGUCUCAGGCAGCUCUGACUCCCCUGCUGCCACAAGAUCAUUGCAUUAAAAGUGCUGCAGGUGGCCCAUCAUCUUCAUUUCCGCUAGAAAUGCUGAAUCUGCUCAUUAUGUCUCUCAUAGCUGUCAGCUCACUGUGACAUCCUUUGUAGUGGUUUUGUGCCCUCUAAUCUUUUCUUCCUGCCUUUACAUUUCAUGUCUGCUCCUGGUGUUUCAGUAUCUGCACCACAACCUCAAUAUACUGUAUAUCUGAAUAACUACAAGUGCAUUUAAACAUUGUGUAAAUCACAUUUAUUAGGGAAAAUUUGCACUGGAAUAAUAUGAUUACGCUAGUCCAAGAUAGAUUAGUGUGUGUUAAGAGAGUUCUUGCAAAAUUGGAAACUGUUUAUGAUUUACUGGACAAUAAAAUGUGGGGAUAAGGGAUUUAAUGUGGAUAAGUGCAUAUAUGUUUCAGUAGUAUGAGUAAGUGGCACAUCUUGAAUUUCAAAGUAAAGCCUCACCAUUAGACAACAUGGACUCUAGUCUAGUGAUUUGCAACAUAUCCUGGUUUUGUACCUUGAUGAUUUAAGAGUAAGAUCCUUACUUCAGGCUGUGAGGAUUGAGUAUGUGUUAAAAAAUACUGUUUAAACUGUCUUGAUGACAGGAGAUAUGUUUGUAAUCUGUUGAUUGUGUUUGUGUCUGCAAUUAAUUUUGAUAGUAAACCAAUUCAAUAGAGAAAUGUUUUCAGCGCUUUAAGCUUCUUCUGAUAUAUGCCAAUAAAAGGAAAAAAAAAUCACAAGAUUUAAAGUUCAAUGUUCAUAAGAUUGACUUACAGUCGCAAAGUUGAGAUAUAACAAUACACUCCACAAGAGAAGCUACAGAUGAAACAUUCUUACAAAAUAACUGUUUCUGUAUUGUUCUCAGUCAGCACACCGGCUAUUCUAAUGCACACAAGGCAACUCACAGUUGUAUUUUAUUAAUCUAUUGGAGAUCAUCUGAAACAAGAAAAGAAAAGCCCUCUUCAUGGUCGUUAAACUGUUAUAAAUAUCAGUCUUACAACUUAAAUAAGGUUGAUAAAAAAAAAAAAAGUUGCUCAAAAUAAAAUCAAUCACACAUUAUAGUCUUAAAUUUUACAGCUUAGAUCAACAGUGAGCAAAAUACGGCUCAAAUGUAAAAUGUGAUUGUUUAUGACACCUCUAAACUGAGACUCUGAAAGUAAUGAAAAUGACUUGUAAACUUUUAAAUUAAUUUGACACAUUGCUCACCAAGUUAAAAAUUUCAAUUAUGAGACAGUUUAAAAAAUUUUUUUUAGAAGCCUACACAGCUGGGACCGUAUUCACAAAUAUUCUUAGAAUACUCUCAGAGAGCUCCUAACAAAGCAAAAAACAAAUAAGAAAAAAUAAAUAAAAAAUAUCUACAAGUAGUCUUAGCUUAGGAGUGAUUUUGGGGAAUUCUCAGAGCCACUCUGAGCAAGGAUGAGACAGAAACUUUUACCCCAGUGAGGAGGUGUGGUUGACCCUGUUGCUAGGUAUGAUGCAUUCUUUUAAAAGAUGUGAUUGGUUGCUCCUUUGUGAGCCUGCAAAGUGCAGACACCCGGUGGAAAUAAAAUGAACUGCAUCACAAUAUGAGACAAAGUGUUGGCAUUGUUAGUGUGAUCACCCUGCUGAUGGAAAGUUGAGACAGACCCGAGUCAUCACUGCUGCACUGUUGCAUUUUUCCAGAUGCCAAAUAUCUUAGUGUUGUGAUCACUUUAUUUCUAGUGUUAAAUCAUUAUUGCUGGGCGGAGAUGUGAGCACAUCUCUCAUGAGAUUAACCACAAACAGCAUGCCUGCACCAUCUAAUCUGUAGCAUUUCACUGACUCACUGACAUUCAGCAUUUGGAAAAUCUCUCUCUAAUCUUUGUAUUUCUGCCAUUUCCCUCUCUGCUUAAGAUAUUCUUAAAAGUCCUCCUCUAUACUCCCAACAGUUAUUCAUCUUAAGAGCUCUUUUAAGAGCUAAGGUGCUUUGUGAAUAACUUUUAUAUUUUCUAGGACCUAGUCUUAACUGUAUGGGGAAAUUCUUAGAAAAAGUCAUAAUUCUAAGAAAGUUCUAAUAAUUUUGUCACCAGAAGCAACUCUUUGUACGAGGAAGCUCUGUGGAUACAGCCCCUGAUCUUUAAUGAGGUGUUCGUUCUUACAAUUGAUUGGGCAAAAAAGUUGAACUCUUUGUUGUAGUGUCCAGCCUCAAACCGUACAGGCUGACUUUAUUUGAGUCCUUCUGUAUGAGUUAAAAAAGUUAAAAUGCUGACAGUAAUUGUCUUAAACUUUCUCCCAGACUUUUCUGACAUCUGCCAACAAAACCUGCUUACAAAUAUAUUGAGAUAAAGAACUAUGAGUACCUUCGCAUUACAUGGCUUACCACUCAAUUCUGAUGUUUUCCCCAGAUCCGAUCUCUCUGCCCUGACUGCUUACAUACAUGUUUGAAGUGAUCCCUAUCUACCGCCAACAUGAACAUAUCUCCGUCCUGAAACGCCUCACAUGCAACCAAUAAAGUCACACACAUGGAACAAAAAAAAAAUUCGCAAAAGGUAUUUAGGGGGUAAAAAUGAAUGACAUAGCAGCGCAAAUGUUCAUCUUGCGGAUGAUUUGCUGCAGAGGUCAGACGACAAUUCAUCAUACGUUGAGGAUGGGGCUGCCCACUGUUCCGAAAGCCCUAACAAUCUCCCAAACAGAAGCACAUGGCUAAUCAUAAUGCAGAACGAUGUCACUGGACCCUCAGAUUAUGGCCAUUGGUUAAGGUUAGGGUAAAAAUAUCAGGGAAAGCCAAUCAGAGGCUGAUUGGGGCGGAUCAUGCCUUUGUCCAUAGUAGGAAGGUCCAGUGCCAUCAUUCUGCGUAAUAAUUAGCCAUGUGCUUCUAUUUGGGAAAGUGUGUAGCAUAUUUUCGGAGAAAUAGCCCUUUAGAGCAAUGGGCAUUUAUACAAAUGGGCUUUCAGUCCACUAGCUCUAUUAGCAGCUAUUGCUUUUAGUUCUGUUAAGAGGAGGGUGUGGGUGUGGCCACAGAGGAGUCAGGAGUGGUGGGGCCACAACGUGGAGGGUUUUCCAUAGACACAGUUCUUCCAAAUCUUAGAAUGUCCAGGGCUGCCUUCUACUAUCUCUGUUGGCACCCCACGACAAUACUUUCAAGGCAUGUAGGCAAGUUGUCCCCAUCAAAAAGCGUCUGGCAGUCAGACUCUAUCGGGAGGUGACUGAGUGUUUGGGCCACAUUUGCCUGUAAUGUGAACGUAGCCUAAAAGGCUCUCCGUACAUGCAGAUGCCUCCAAUGAAAUGCAAACUGUUAAUGCAAAUUGUCAGUUAUUCCCACAUAUAAAUGUUGCAUGUUAUCUUUCUUUUAUCCAUGUUUUCAAUGUAGGGCACCACAUGCUUGUUUCUAAGUAGUUCUGACUGUGCCCAGUCAUUUACCAGCAGUUCUUUCCAACAAGAUCUCUAGUACCUUAUUCAAGCUGUUGUACUUGACUCACUCCCCGUAAGUCUGUCCGGUGGCAGGUAAUGCCUUAUAUUCAUUAAGGAGCCAUGUGUAGGAUUUAGUGUCAUCUAGUGGUGACGACUGCAGAUUGCAACCGGCUAAAACUUCUCCCAUGUGCCAAGCAUGAACUCCCGAUUAAGAUUCAAUCAGUGUUCAUCAUUCAGGAGGUUUUUACUCGGAGCCUAAUUGUCAGCAGAGGUCCUCUCCAAAACAAACUAUUCUCCAGGUGAUAAUACACUAAAGAAAACAUUCUUACUAUAUUUAAUUUCUGCUAACAUAUCC